AUAUAUGUGUUUUGUGGUGACUUCGACGUGGCCUUUGUUCUCUAUUUUUCAUUAACUGUGAACUUCUCUCCGUACCACUUACCUCGUUACACCAAAGUGUAUGAAAAAUCAGGAAAAAUUCGUUGAUCGUGCGACGAAGAAAGACGUUGUGACAAUAAGAAAAUAGAAAAGAAGAGAAGAAAGAGGAGGAAGGGAAGAAAAGGAAAGAAAAAAGAAGAAAAAAGAGAGCAGAAAGAACGAAGAAAAAAAGAAAAAUCAUAAUGAGGUAUACAAUGGUGACUCUGGUAGCUGCGAUCAGCGUUCUCGCAUUGGUUAGCUCACAUCCUGUGCCACAAGAAAGAGGGUUUCGAUCGGAGGCCAAACGAAAUUUUUUUCAGGCUCUCGAUCGGUUGUUAAUGGUCGAAGCGGAAAAGGAAGCUGCACUGAGGAGUAAAAGGACAAUUGGUAUCCUUCGUCAAUUGUUUCCAGAUAUCUCUCAGGAUGUGAAUCCUGAAGCAGAGAAUCAGGUUAACGAGGUUGGGUCUGAAUCACAAAACAACGAGGUACGGGUGCAAUUUGCCGACGAACAAUCAGCGAACGAGGCGGUACCGAAUUUAACACCUUUGGAGGACGUUGAAAGCAGCGAUGACGAGAAUAGAAAUAAAAGGUUUUUGAACUUUGGAUUAGGGGCAAGUGCAGGUGGCAGCGGAGCAGGCUCAGGCAACUUCCUUUUUGAUAUAAUCAGGCAAGCAGCCGACGGGGCGGCAAGAGCGGCGGGCACGGUUUACCGCGUUGUCGCCGGCACACAGAGCCUAGGGCUCGGUCUUAGCGCCUCGCGAGACGUCGCUGCCGCCGCCCCAGUUGCUGCUGCUGCUCCUGUUGCUUCCUCCACCCCUGGCGCACCCUCGACGGCCGAUGCAUCCUCAACAGCCGCCCCUGAGUCAGCAGCCGGCACUCAACCACCGCUGGUAGCAGGAAGCGGUAGUCAAGGUAACUCAUCGGGCGAUGCUUCUGCCGGAAGGACGGACGGUACGCAAGAAGCUAUACCCGGACCUAUCACCAGGCUCUUCGUUAUUGCCAACCGAGGAAUCUCGAAUCUUCUUCAGGAUCUCAUACUCCGCUUAGCCGCCACAAGCGAACGUAUCGUCAACUUCAAGGCACGAUUGAUCACCUCGAUUAUCUAGGAUCAUGCGAGAAAAUUAGGAUACAGAUCUGUGAAAACCUUCAUGAGUCUUCGUAGAAAUACAUGCAACGAAUUGUGAUUCGAGAAAGCCAGCAUCACAUCCCCUGCUCCCCUAUGCCGGAGGACCACGGGGUACGACGUCGACAACAUUAUCGAUAUAUUUUUUUUCUUUCAUCUCUCUUUCUUUCUCUUACUCGUUAUUUUUUUAUAUUUUACUAUCUUUCUAGACUUUCUAUACGUCGAAUGUUGUCCCCUUGUCCCCGAGAUCCACUAAAAAAGAAAAAAUAUUCUUCGUCGAUCAUUGCUCCAUACGAGUUCAUGUUCGUCUCUCUCUCUCUCUCUCUCUCUCUCUCUCUCUCUCUCUUUCUCAUUCUGUGUUCCAUCUUUUUUACUCUCUCUCUUUUCUUUUCUUCUAAAUUAUACUAUAACUAAUUAAGUUUAAUUCAUGCUUUCGAUUCUCUUUUUUUUUUCUACUAUUUGAUUAAUUUCAUCGUUUUCCCUCAGACGAUGACAAAUAAACACUUCGAUUUAUGAAUAAAUUAAAAGAAUAAUAAAAAAAAAAUAAUGAUAAAAAAAUAGAAAAGAAUUUUAUAAAAGAACGCGUCUUAUGCUGCGAUAAUAAAAAAGAAAAAGAAAGAAAAAGAAAGAAAUAAAGGAAGAAAACAAAGAUUUAUCCUCUCUGAUCGAAGCUUCUCUCGCAUGAUGAGAAGUAUCGCAUAAGACGCGAUUAUUUCGAUGAUCGAUGAGAGAAAAAAUGACGAAUUGCGCCUAUGUAACGUUGUUCUACAAAGUUUUGUACAUAGACCUGUGCCCCCCCCAUCCGUCGCAUAACCUCUGCCCCUCUCUUCUAAGGACACGUUCCGCAGUGCCAGACACUGAUUGUUUUCCUUUUUAUUUUUUAUUUUUAUUUUUAUUUUUAUUUUUGUUUAUUCUUUUCUUUUUUCUUUUUUAAUUAUUAUUAUUAUUAUUAUUAUUAUUAUUAUUAUUAUUAUUAUUAUUAUUAUUAUUAUUAUUAUUAUUCAAUAUCAUCUCUCGAUUAAGUGCAAACGUAUCUCUUUGCCCGUUCCUCAAGUAGAGAUUUUUUUUUAAUAGACGAAAUAAAAGAAAAAAAUAAACGAAAACAAACGUAACGAAGAAUAACGUAAUUGAGCGUCUAAGACCGCGUUGAAGAAAAUAAAUAAAUAAAUAUAGAAAAAUAAAAAUUAUGGUGGAAAGGUUUA
This is a messenger RNA of Vespula pensylvanica (western yellowjacket), 2382 nucleotides long. RefSeq lists its product as uncharacterized. The transcript is spliced from 7 exons. Lineage: Eukaryota; Metazoa; Arthropoda; Insecta; Hymenoptera; Vespidae. The coding region runs from base 261 to 1163 and encodes 300 amino acids. The record is from RefSeq and is a predicted model, not a curated record.